AUGAAGUUCCUCUUCACAGCCACCCUAGCCGCGCUGGCGAGCGUCGUCGCGGCCUCGCCGACGCCCACCGUCAACAUCCAGAAGCGGGCGACCGCCGAUGACGUUGCCGACAUUGGCUAUGCCACGACCAACGGCGGCACUUCUGGCGGCUCUGGCGGAACCACCACCACGGUGUCCGACUUCGCCUCCUUCAGCGAGGCAGCCAAGGGCGACGCGAAGAAGAUCAUCAUCGUCGACGGCAACCUCAGCGGCGAGGGCUCGGUCAGGAUUGGCGACAACACCAGCGUCCUCGGCAAGAAGGGUGCCACCAUCACGGGCAUCAACCUCACGAUCAAGGGCGUCAAGAACGUCAUUGUGCGCAACCUUGUGCUGAGCAAGGUGGUGGGCGGCGACUGCAUCACGGUGCAGGAGGCCACCAACGUGUGGCUCGACCACCUGGACAUCAGCGGUGAUUUGAGCGUUGACAAGGACUACUACGACGGUCUCAUCGACAUCACCCACGCCGCCGACUGGGUUACUGUUUCCAACGUCCACUUCCAUGACCACUGGAAGGCCUCGCUCGUCGGACACUCCGACAGCAACGCGGACGAAGACACCGGCACGCUGCACGUCACCUACGCCAACAACAAGUGGACCAACAUCAGCAGCCGCACGCCCUCCAUCCGCUUCGGCACCGGCCACAUCUACAACAACUACUACUCCACCAUAACCACCUCCGGCGUCAACACCCGCAUGGGCGCCAUCGUGCUCGUCGAGUCCAGCACCUUUGUCGACGCCAAGCGGGCCAUCACCUCGCUCGACUCGGACAUCACCGGCUCCGCUGAGGUGCGCGACGUCGACCUUGGUGGCUCGACCAACGAUGCCCCCGAGGGCUCGUUUGGCACUGUGCCGUAUGAGUAUGAGGCUGUGGGGGCUGCUGGGGCCGAGGCUGCUACUGCGGGGGCUGGGGCUACGCUGGACUUUUAG
Molecule: messenger RNA, 966 nt
Organism: Dichotomopilus funicola
Lineage: Eukaryota; Fungi; Ascomycota; Sordariomycetes; Sordariales; Chaetomiaceae
Product: polysaccharide lyase
Exons: 5
Coding region: 1-966 (321 amino acids)
Molecular function (GO): pectate lyase activity
Source: RefSeq, a predicted model, not a curated record